AUGUCUCCCACAAGGACGCAAGGCCGACUCUCUGUGCAAUUUUCAGUCUCUUUCGACCCUGCUGCGCCCAUGUACACCAACACACACACCAAACACAAGGGAGGUCCUCCAGACCAACGAAAGCAAAAGGCCAAGGAUGACAAUGGGCUGUCACCAAAGAAGAAGAACUCAUCUAGUUCUGCACCUCCAGGCCCAUCGGCCAAGCAGACAACCUCAACCACUAAGCGAAGUGUGAGCGCAAAGAAAGCCACCAAGCAGUCUGCCCCGAAAACCCCCAAACUGAAGGAUGAGACAUUCACUAUCAUCCUUCUCUCCGUCAACAAUCUGGACAACAAUGGCUUCCUGUUCACCCCAAAUCAAAAUGAGUUGACUGCCCUUCUUGACAUGGAACUCAUCAAGAAGCUCACCCUCUCCCCUUCCGCUAGGCCCCAUGAAGUCGAUGCUGCCAUUCGCGGCCUGUUUCCCCUUCAUCCCUUUGUCCUGGCUGAAGACCUCUGGGGCUGGUGCCUAUUGCAGGUUGAGGCUCACAAAGGCCAGUCCCCUCGUCUCAUUCCAUCUAUCCUGCGGUCUGGGGAGAAUAUCUAUGCUGACACAUUCAAUUGGGCCUCCACUCUCAAGCAUCCUCAGCAGCCAACCUUGAAGAAGGUUGUUUACAUCACCCUGUGCAGAGGGGCAGCACGCUUUCCACUCUCGACCGAUGAGGUCAAUUCUGGCAGAGAAAUGGACUCCGAAUCCGAGAAUGGCAAUGAAGCUGUGUCCAAUGUGAUGAAUGACGCUCCUGAGCCCAAGUUCACUGCUGAGAUGAACAUGACAGACAGUGGUGCCUGUCAGCAGGAUGACAAUCUGUUUGUGUACAACUACGGUUCUCAGUCACCAGACCAGAAAGAGGGACCCUCACUGUACCAUGAGGACAAGUAUCAACACUUGAAGGCCACCGUUGAUGACAAGUAUUUUGAUGUUGAGAAAGACAUCUGUGACAUGAGGAUUGCCGUUGUGGCCUGCCUUCUAUGCAACAUUGCAGAGCCAUACCCCCCCCCCAGCUGUGGUGGCCGGAGAGCCAUCGUCUCCUGUGACCCCAACAACAUGGCCGUUCUCCAUGGAGAACUCAAUGACUCACUCCCUCUCUUAGACUUCCUCAAGGACACCCAGCAGAUUCACCACGGUCCUUAUGGUAUCCGCCCUGUGGUCAUCUUUCUGGCCCUGAAGUAUGCCGCUGCAGUAGACAGUGUCAUUAACAAUAUUGACCGGCUCGUCUGUGCAUUCUGUUACACGAUUCCCUGCAGUCUUUGGGACCCUGCUAAUUUCCAGCUAUUCUGCCUCAUCUACAACAAGAAAAAGCAGACAUUUGGGGAAGCCUUGUCCGAGGAUCGCUUCCACAUCCUCAAGCUCCCUGAUCUUGAUCAGUGCCAGUCCAAUGAGCUCACCAACAUCCUUGCUGAGGACUUUGGAGCUUGGAAAUUAUCUGGUAUACCACCAUCCAAACUCCUUUCUGGACCUGACAGCCUCAAUGGCCUCCUUGAAGAUGUCGUCGAGCCAUUCCUGGACUCCUGCCCCACCUUCAGUCCAGACUAUAGCCUAAAGUUUCUGAUUUUUUUGGACUUCUUCCAUGCUCUCACUGCCACCGUUGAGCCACCUGUAUCAGCUAGAAAAAUAUAG
Molecule: messenger RNA, 1656 nt
Organism: Cyclocybe aegerita
Lineage: Eukaryota; Fungi; Basidiomycota; Agaricomycetes; Agaricales; Hemipholiotaceae
Source: the annotation of a GenBank genome assembly